Messenger RNA from Cucumis melo (muskmelon), 707 nucleotides. RefSeq lists its product as uncharacterized. The record is from RefSeq and is a predicted model, not a curated record. The transcript has 3 exons. NCBI's taxonomy places the organism in Eukaryota, Viridiplantae, Streptophyta, Magnoliopsida, Cucurbitales, Cucurbitaceae. Bases 1 to 510 code for a protein of 169 amino acids.
AUGGAAGGGUUUGAAAGGUAUGGUAAGAAGAGGGUGAUGGUGGUGGUGGAUCAUACAUCAAAUUCCAAGCAUGCUAUGUUGUGGGCUCUAACUCAUGUGGCUAACAAGGGUGAUUUGGUCACUCUUCUUCAUAUUGUUUCUCACUCAACAAACAGGCUCUCUGAAAUGCCUUCUGAGUCUUCUUCUUCCUCAUUUCUUGCGAAUUCUCUUGGCUAUCUCUGCAAAGCUUCUAGACCUGAGGUGGAAAUUGAAGCACUGGUGAUUCAAGGCCCAAAACUGGAGACAGUUUUGAGCCAAGUGAAGAAGCUUGAGGCAGCUGUUUUGGUGGUACCCCAGAAAAAGCCUUCACUGUUUGGCUGCUUCUGUGGGACCAACAGCUCAGAGCAGCUUGUUGAACAGUGCAUCAACCAUGCAGAUUGCUGUACAAUUGGGGUUAGAAAACAGACCAAUGGCAUGGGAGGUUACCUUAUCAACACCAGAUGGCAGAAGAACUUCUGGCUUCUUGCUUAGUUGUCUUCUUCUACAUUUAACAGACAAAAAAAUAUCACCAAUGCAUCAUCCAUUAGCUUUAAUCUUAAUCUUAACCCUGUAACUAAAAGCUAGAAUGAACUAGAUGCUCUUUAGAUUGUAGAACUCUUCAUCGAAGUUCAAUGUAUUCCUCUUCCCUAAACAUUUUCAUAAUCAGAAAUUCAUAUCUUUCAUUCCAA